AUGCCUCCUCCUCCUCCUCCUCUGCCCUCGCCCUCGUCCAGUGGGGACGAGGCCACAUCUUCAUCCCCAGAGCCGGAGGCUGGACCGGCACCUCCCCCUACACCUCCCCCCACACCUCCGGGGGACGUGUCCGACGAGAACCAAAGCCGGGACUCGGCGACGAAUACGCCGAAUUGUCCCUUCCUCCUGCAAGGACAUUGCCCGAGUGGACAGGCAUGUCUUUUCGUCCAUGACGAGUUCGUGGCGUGGUUGCAGGAACGUCAAGAGUUGACCCUACCAGAGAUUGAUACGCCUCCUGCGCAAUCUCAGGACACAACCCCCCAAGUUGCGCCCCUAAUCGAGACCAAUGGGGCAGCAGUCGGAGCAGCAACCGGAGCAGCAGUCGGAGCAGCAGCCGUACCAGCAGCCGUACCAGCAGCCGUACCAGCAUAUGGAGCAGCAGCCAUAGCAACAUAUGGAGCAGCAGCUAGAGCAGUAAGGGAAGCAGCAGCCAUUGUAGCAGCUGAAGCAGCAGCCGUAGCAGCAGCCAGAGCAGCAGCCGAAGCAGCAAAGGCAAAUCCGCCAUAUGUCAGAAGGCCGCAAAUCGUUGGCUCAACCUGCAGGAGCGUGGCCGUUUCCUGGCCCAAGCCCGGCAGGGUGGCCAUCCUGGGCUAUGGCAGCCUCGACAUGGCCAAGGACGAAUGUUCCAAGUUCAACGGGCAUUCGAUCCCAGCAGGCCAGCGCAAAAAGGUCUGCGGCCACGAGGUUGCUGCCAUCCUGUCCUCCGCAGCCCGUCCCGCCGAAGCACCGCAGACAACACGAGUCUCCCACCAAGUCGCGGUAUUUUUCGGGCCCUCCGUCCAGACAACAGACGAAAAGCUGAGGCGCUCAAUCAGAAAGAACUUGACCCCGACUCCUCGUCACGUUCGCAUGGGAGAGUACUCGGCUACGGAGGGCGAAACGAUUGCGGCGGUGCGCUCGCUUCUGGCAGCUAUUGCGCCUCUCGAGUUGUUUCAAGUCCAACAAGACUCGACCAAGACGCGGCUGGAAGCGACCGCAUGGUUUCCGGACCUGGUGGCUGCGCUGGAGGCAUCCCGACUGGACAAGACAUGCCUCUCCUUUUGUGCCGAGGCGGAGCUGAGUGUGCGUGUCCAUAAUAUCAACGACACCUGCUCUUUCCGCUGUCAUAAAAGGAGAUAG
Molecule: messenger RNA, 1179 nt
Organism: Trichoderma atroviride IMI 206040
Lineage: Eukaryota; Fungi; Ascomycota; Sordariomycetes; Hypocreales; Hypocreaceae
Source: RefSeq, a predicted model, not a curated record